AUGAAGCUCAUUGUAGCUGGUGCAACCGGUCUGGUGGGCUCGGAGAUCAUUAAGCAAUGCCUGCAAAUCAACGAGAUCACCCAGGUUAUCGCACUAGCUCGGAAGCCCGUCCAAGUUGAAGAAGGAACAGACCCGACGUCGAAGCUUAUAACAAGCAGCUUUGACUUUGCUGAGGUCAAGCGCGUGUGUCAAGACUGCACUCUCGCGGGAUUCAAGGCCAUGUACGAGGCCGGUCCCGCGAAACCCUUCCGUUUCAUCUACUUCAGUGCCGAUGGUACACCCAGAGAUCCGAUCAAAAGGCCAGCCAUCAUGGGUGACUAUCAAGUCAUGCGCUGCGAAACAGAGCUCAUGGUUAUCAAGCUUCCUGAAGAGUACCCGGGGGUCGAGAUCUGUAUCGCUCAACCCGGAGUAGUGGUCAAUUCCACUACUUUUGGGAGAUCUGUACUGGCCUCGGUGUUCCAUGUCCUUAACGCUUUCACGCGCACAAUCCCAAAUAUUGAUCGGGAAGAGCUUUCGGCGGCAGUUCUAGACUUGGCUGUGAAGGGAUUCGAUCAGGAAACGGUUAAGAAUAACGACCUAGUUCGUCUUGGACAGGCAGUGCUGAAAUAG
Messenger RNA from Penicillium roqueforti, 609 nucleotides. RefSeq lists its product as uncharacterized. The record is from RefSeq and is a predicted model, not a curated record. The transcript has 3 exons. Bases 1 to 609 code for a protein of 202 amino acids. NCBI's taxonomy places the organism in Eukaryota, Fungi, Ascomycota, Eurotiomycetes, Eurotiales, Aspergillaceae.